AUGGGGACGACAGCCCCAGGGCCCAUUCACUUGCUGGAGCUCUGUGACCAGAAGCUCAUGGAACUUGUCUGCAACGUGGACAAUAAGGACAUAGUGUGGCUGGAGGAGAUCGAGGAGGAGGCCGAGUGCACGUUCACCAGAUAAUUCAGCAAAGAGCCCGAGCUGAUGCCCAAAACACCUUCUCAGAAGAACCGACGGAAAAAGAGACGGAUUUCUUAUGUUCAAGAUGAAAACAGAUACCCCAUCCGGAGAAGGUUGUCCCACAGAAAGACGCGGAGCAGCCGUCAGAGCUCCCGGCACCUCCGCAGCAAGGACAAGGUGGUGAGGCUGGACACAGUGGUGGGGGAGAACGGCUCCGUCCUGCGGCGGGUGACCCGUGCUGCGGCCGCAGCUGCAGCGACCUCCGCGGCAGCCGCUCCUUCGCCCACCCCUGAGUCUCCCACGGUGCUGACCAAGAAGCCCAAGGAGAGCCUGGCCCAGUGCCAGCUGGUACCCGUGGUGGAGACUGGCAGCGAGCGCCGGAGCGCUGAGCAGCACCUCAGCCAGCUCCAGUCUGCCCAGGCUCCGUCCCCCACCCCGGCUCCGGCCACGGCUUCGGCCUCCCAGAUCACCUUGACCUCGGAGGAGGACUCAACACCCCAGAAGCCAGAGGCCGGAAGACUGGAAUCUGUCACCGUGAGCUCCCUGAUAACUACACCCCAGGACCCCAAGGGCCGAGGGGGCGGGGCAGAAAGGUCCGCCUCCAAGCUCAGAAUUGUGGCGACCUCCCCAGGCCCGCAGGACUCGCCCAGCUCUCCGGCCUCCCCGUGGCGGGAGCGGGUGCUGGCUCCCAUCCUGCGGGAUAACUUCUCCACGCCUACGGGCUCCCGUGUGGACCGCGGGUCAGUGCGGCGCAGCCUGAUCGCCCCGUCCUCCCCGGGUCCCCAGGUCCCGCUGGCCCAGAAUGGCUCCCUGGUUUCCAAAGAGGAGAGCACCGUCCGAAGAUCAAGCAGAAGGAUUGCCAGGAAGGCCACCAAAGAGCCGGCCGCCUCCGCCCGCAUCAUCUGCCACAGUUACCUGGAGAGGCUCCUGAAUGUCGAGGUGCCCCAGAAAGCGAGCCCCAAGGCGGAGGAGCCCAGCAAGGAAGCUGAGCCAGAGGAGGAGGCCGAGCCGGAGGUCCCCAAGAACAAUGGCAGUGCCUUGCGGCUCCGCAGUGCCACCAAGAUCGCCAUUAGCAUGCCCGGCUCGCAGCCUGCAGCCGGUGGCCAGGGAACGCCCUCUGAAGGGCGGCAGGAGGCCGAGACCGACCAAGCAGAUGGCCCCAAGGAGCCGCCUCAGAGUGUCAGGAGGAAGCGCAGCUACAAGCAGGCAGUGGGUGAGCUGGACGAGGAACAGCAGCUGGAGGAUGAGGGGCUGCAGCCCCCCAGCAGCAAGACCCCUUCCCCGCCCUGUCCCGCCAGCGAGGUGGUGCGGCCCCUCCGGACCUUCCUGCACGCCGUGCAGAGGAACGAGAUGCUCAUGACCCCGACCCCGACCCCCAACAGCAGCAUCAUGAAAUCCUUCAUUAAGCGCAACGCUCCCCUGCGCGUGGACCCCAGGGAGGAGCGGCAGCGCCUGGAGAAGCUGCGGCGUUAGGAGGAGGCCGAGCAGCUCCGCGGGCAGAAGGUGGAGGAGGACAAGCGGCGGCGGCUGGAGGCGGUGAAGCUGAAGCGUGAGGAGCGCCUCCCUAAGGUGCUGCAGGCCCGGGAAAGGGUGGAGCGGAUGAAGCAGGAGAAGAAGAGGCAGAUCGAGCAGAAGUUUGCUCAAAUCGACGAGAAGACGGAGAAGGCCAAGGAGGAGCGGCUGGCCGAGGAGAAGGCCACGAAGAAGGCAGCGGCCGAGAAGAUGGAGGAGGUGGAGGCGCUCAAGAGGCAGGAGGAGGAGGAGAGGCGCCACCAGGAGCUGCUGCAGAGGCGGAAGGAGGAGGAGCGGGAGCGGCUGCGGAAGGCGGCCGAGGCCAAGAGGCUGGUGGAGCAGCGCCAGGAGCGGCGGCGGGAGCGGGAGCGCAGCGCGCAGGAGCGGCGCCUGGCGGCGGAGCAGGAGCGGCGGCGGGAGCGGGAGCGCGCGCAGGAGCGGCGCCUGGCGGCGGAGCAGGAGCGGCAGCGGGAGCAGGAGCGGCUCCAGGCCGAGAGGGAGCUGCAGCAGAGGGAGAAGGUCCUGCGGCUACAGAAGGAGCGGCUGCAGAGGGAGCUGGAGGAGAAGAAAAAGGAAGCACAGCAGCGCCUGGCUGAGCAGCGGCUGCAGGAGGAGCCGGAGAAGAAAGCCAAGGAGGCCGCGGUGGCCAGCAAAAGCCUGAACGUGACCGUGGACGUGCAAUCUCCAGCUUGUACCUUGCAGCAAAUGACCCCCCCCAAGAUCAACCCACUUAACUACGGGAUGGAUCUGAACAGCGAUGACUCCACCGAUGACGAGGCCCAUCCCCGGAAGCCCAUCCCCAACUGGGCCAGAGGCACCCAGCUUAGCCAGGCCGUCAUACAGCAGUACUACCACCCCCCGAACCUUCUGGAGCUCUUCAGAACCAUUCUCCCACUGGACUUGGAGGACAUUUUCAAGAAGAGCAAGCCCCGCUGCCAUAAGCGCACCAGCUCUGCCGUGUGGAACUCGCCGCCCCUGCAGGGCACCAGGGUCCCUGGCAGCCUGGCCUACAGCCCGAAGAAGCACUGA
Eubalaena glacialis (North Atlantic right whale) is the source of this 2682-nucleotide messenger RNA. RefSeq names its product inner centromere protein-like. Gene Ontology annotation, cellular component: kinetochore; meiotic spindle midzone; midbody. Gene Ontology annotation, biological process: mitotic cytokinesis; positive regulation of protein serine/threonine kinase activity; meiotic spindle midzone assembly. The record is from RefSeq and is a predicted model, not a curated record. Gene Ontology annotation, molecular function: protein serine/threonine kinase activator activity. NCBI's taxonomy places the organism in Eukaryota, Metazoa, Chordata, Mammalia, Artiodactyla, Balaenidae.